Molecule: messenger RNA, 735 nt
Organism: Gigantopelta aegis
Lineage: Eukaryota; Metazoa; Mollusca; Gastropoda; Neomphalida; Peltospiridae
Product: mitotic-spindle organizing protein 1-like
Exons: 3
Coding region: 78-332 (84 amino acids)
Biological process (GO): mitotic spindle assembly; microtubule nucleation by interphase microtubule organizing center; gamma-tubulin complex localization
Cellular component (GO): centrosome; interphase microtubule organizing center; gamma-tubulin ring complex
Source: RefSeq, a predicted model, not a curated record
UUCGAUUUUAAGAAUGGUUCUGACUGAAUUCCGAGGACCCAAUCGAGCACUCCCACUUCCGACCAAUCAACCAACCAAUGGCGGACGCCUCCAGACACAGUGUUGGCUUGUCUAGUAAACAAAAGGUUUCUCCUGCAAGGGAAACUAUGGACAUUCUGAUGGAGAUGUCUAAAUUGCUGAACACUGGCCUGGAUGGUGAGACUCUGAUGACCUGUGUGAGGCUGUGUGAAGGGGGAGUUAACCCUGAAGCACUUGCUCUUGUUAUCAAGGAGUUACGGAGAGAGUCUGCAGCAAUAAAGAGUUCAGAAUCAUCUGGUCAGUCCAUUUCGUGACACAGAGGACAGUCAAUAUGUUGCAUCAAUGUCAGUAAUGCAUGGACAUACAAGACUACUAGGAUUCCCAGCGGACUGAAAGUGGUACUGAAAGGUUUAACAGCAAAGUGGUUGCCACACCAGCAGUGACAGACAUUUCAUUAGUAGAGAUGUACCAGAUUCAAAGAUGAUGAUAAAGCCGGAACUGUGUAUGCAGUUUGUUUGAUGUGCCACGAUGUUAUUAAAAAAACUUUUGUGGAAUCUUAAGUUAAGAUUAUAAAUGUUCUACAAUUCCAGGGCCAAAUACAAUUGUAAAUUAAUGUUUGCCCAUUUGUUAAUUAACAGUAUGUUCUAAAUUAAGUAGAGCAUGUAGCUACAUGAACAUUGGCUGUACAUUGUGUAUAUAAAUUUUUUCUUAACAUUC